Dovyalis caffra is the source of this 155-nucleotide messenger RNA. The record is from the annotation of a GenBank genome assembly. NCBI's taxonomy places the organism in Eukaryota, Viridiplantae, Streptophyta, Magnoliopsida, Malpighiales, Salicaceae.
AUGGAAAUGGGGAAUAGGGAAGAUUGGGACCCAUUCUCAUAUAACGGAGAAGAAGCCAAGCAGAAGAAGGCAGACAUUCUCCAUGGAUCAAAAGAGCUAGUUCGUGGUGGUGGAGGGCUCCGCCGUCCCUUAUUGUGUAUGCUAAAUGCUGACAU